Molecule: messenger RNA, 912 nt
Organism: Quercus lobata
Lineage: Eukaryota; Viridiplantae; Streptophyta; Magnoliopsida; Fagales; Fagaceae
Exons: 1
Coding region: 1-912 (303 amino acids)
Molecular function (GO): catalytic activity
Source: RefSeq, a predicted model, not a curated record
AUGACUAUCCUAGUGUGGAACUGCCGGGGAAUGGGAUCAGCUCCAGCGGUUCGUGCUCUCGCCGAUGAGGUGAAAGGUUGCGAUCCGUUAUUGGUUUUUCUAGCAGAGACCAAAGCAACUCAUAAUAGAAUUAAAGGUCUACAAAGAAAAAUCGGUUUGACACAAGGAAUUUCGGUCAAGUCAGAUGGCCGUAGUGGGGGUUUGGCUAUGUUGUGGAAAGAAGGGUGUGAUGUUCGUUUGAAGAGCUGCUCCAAUACACAUAUUGAUGUGGUCGUGAGCGAAGGAAACGGUGAACAGCCGUGGCGUGCUACGGGGUUUUAUGGACACCCCGAUUCAGGUAUGAGAUCAAUCUCCUGGGAUUUACUUGUCUCUUUAAAAAGUCAGUGUCAAAUGCCUUGGAUUGUGUUUGGGGAUUUUAAUGAGAUUCUUAAUUAUGAUGAAAAGUUGGGUUGGUUGGAAAGAGAUGCUAGGCAGAUGAAAGGGUUUAGAGAUUGUUUGUGUUAUUGUGGGCUUAUUGACAUGGGUUUUGUGGGUCAGCGGUUUACCUGGUGUAAUGGGAGAUUUGGGGAACAACGAACGUUGGUUAGGUUAGAUAGAAUGGUAGCUAAUGAGGAGUGGUUAAACUUGUUCCCGGAAGCGAAGGUUUAUCAUAGAGCAAUGGCAGCUUCUGACCAUUGUUUACUGUCUCUGUCUCUUAGAAUGAGAGGUCCAAAAAGGGUAGUUAAGAGAAGAUUUAUGUUUGAAGAGAUGUGGACUAGGGAAGAGAGUUGCAGAGAAGUUAUAGAAUCGGCGUGGGAUCCGUGGAAUUGUAGUCCAGCAAUGUCAAUUCAGAAACGUCUUCAAAGAUGCAAAGGUCAUCUUCAGGAUUGGAACUACAAAGUAUUUGGGAAUGUUAAUAGAGUUCUGAAAUAG